Messenger RNA from Micropterus dolomieu (smallmouth bass), 2283 nucleotides. RefSeq names its product nucleolar transcription factor 1-B-like. NCBI's taxonomy places the organism in Eukaryota, Metazoa, Chordata, Actinopteri, Centrarchiformes, Centrarchidae. The record is from RefSeq and is a predicted model, not a curated record. The transcript has 16 exons. The coding region runs from base 45 to 1436 and encodes 463 amino acids.
CCCCGCCAACCCAACAUGGAGGCAGGCUUCACGUUGUCGGCGAAAUGACACAAGCGAUAAAAGUGUUUCUCUGUAGCUCCUUGUCGUACGUUAUGACUACAGACUGGACCAGGGCAAACCUCCAGAAGCUUCUUGCUGCAAUGAAAACCAGCAUCCCAGAAAAUUACAGAAUGAGCGGAUUUACCCAAGCUCUAAAAACUGUGGACUGGAAUGAAGUGGCUUUCCCCCCUUUCUCGCCUGAAGCAUGCCAACAAAAGUGGACAGAGAUUUUGCAGAAGAUGCGCAAGAUUCGCACCCUCACAGAGCUCAUUGAUGAAGCUGAAGAUGUCAUUGCCAAUCCUGUGAGGAAUAUUAAGAUCCAUCCAGAGCUCCCAAAGAGACCCGCCCCUCCAAAUUCCAUGUUUUAUGAGGAGAACUACACCAAGUUUCAUCAGCAGCACCCAGAGCUGAGCCCCCCAAAGCUGUUAAAGUUUGUAAACAAGAAGUACAAGAAGCUCCCGAAUGAAGAGAAGGCUCAGUAUGCAAAGAAAUUCCAGCUUGCAAGUAAAAAAUACAAGAGGGACAUGGUGGAGUUCAGGCAACAAUAUCACGAACCUCCUAUUCGUGAGCGCAGGAACGACAGGAAGAGGGUCUGUGCAGACGCCAUAGAUCAGAAUGAACAGCAUUCUCGUGAUGAAGAGGACCUGCCUCCCAAGCCUCCUGUCAAUGGCUAUAAUCUAUUCCGAGAAGAACAACUAGGGUCCAUGGCGGGUGUCUCAGUGCAAGGCUUCUCGAGUGUGUGGGCCCAACGCUGGCGAGAUUUGACUGACAGACAGAGACAUGAGUACCGCACGCGCUGCAGAGAGUUGAAGAAGCAGUACUCGAUUGACCUGAAUCAGUAUCUAAAGAAUAUGGAUGAGGAGGAGCAGGAGCGGGUCCUAAAUAAGCAUGGCAUCAAAAGACCUAAAGAGUGCAAGAGCAUUAAAAGUAAAGUGAAGCUUCUACUUCCUGGCGAGCCCAAGAUGCCGUCUCGAUCUGGAAAUAUAGUUUUCUGCAAAGAUCAAAUGGAAUUUCUGAAGGAGAAAUUCCCAAACUCAAAGGAGCGCUUAAUCAGGUGCAGCCAAAUGUGGCGUGACCUCUCCAAUAAGGAAAAGGAACACUACAAAGAGAAAGCAUAUGAAAAGUUUACACAAUACUUGAUGGAGCUGCAGAAGUGGUUUAAGACAUUGACGCCAGCAGAGCAAAUAGACUAUAAGACAUGCAACCCCACUAAAUGUCAAUACCUUGAUGCCAAAGAAAUUAAAGUUUAUGAGAAACGAGAAGUCUUGUACAGACCGUCAGAUUCAGAAGAUGAAGACAUUGAGUACAGCAGCAGUGACGAAGAAGAGGACAAGUUUGACUGUGAAGAGGAUGAGGAGGAAGAAGAAGGGGGUGACAUCAUGUUUGAGAUCUAUUAGAUGGUGAUGAGAUGGACAGCAGAAGCGUCACAUGCACAUCAAGCUCAGAGCUGUAUUCUGGAUCGGAGAUGAUGGACAAACGCUCCAAUGGCUGACUUUAAUGCCACAUUGUAUGACGGCCAUCUUAGCUGGGAGGUUGCCAUCACCAUUGCACUUACGUGAUGUGCAACAACCAAGGCUGGAUUACAGCCCAUAAAAGCCCAGAGUUACCUACUAUAUGGAAAUGAGUUUGCACAAUAAUAAGUGAUGUGAUCAGCGCCUUGAAGCCCCCGGAAACCUGGGAUCCCUCUGGAAAAGUCCAGUUUUAAGAUCUUCAUUAUUUUGUGUUGCUUGCAUUCUGGGUAUUAUUUUUUUCAAAUUGCCACACAUCAAACCUGGGCCUAUUUAAUAAUCCGCCACUAGAAUGCUGUUCACCAUGGACACCGAGUGAGGGGGAAAUGGGAUGUUAAUAGGGGAUUUGCCCAGGGGCCCCACAUGUAGUUUAUUCUGACCCUUACCGCAACAUAAUGCAUAUGAGGUAAUCAUAAUAUACAGGAGAUGACAAAGACACUUUAUUAUACCAGUAAUCAGCUAAUUUUCAACCUCUACUGUUAAACACUGACAAAAUGUAUGUAUAAAGUUAGAGAAAGCAUCAUGAUCAUGACAUUUUAUUGGCACCAGCCGCUCAGAUUGUCAGAUUUGUCAUUAAAUAAUAAUUUAAUUAUUAUUUUUUGUAUUUAACUGAGUGGGAAAACAUACAAAGCAUUGCUUUUAGUAUUGCUGUAAACCCUUACUUGUAUGUAAAUCACAGAAAGAAAAGACUUUUUUUUUAAUAAACAUGGUCAAUAAAGAUGUAGUUCAUGUUGGA